Messenger RNA from Petromyzon marinus (sea lamprey), 1084 nucleotides. NCBI's taxonomy places the organism in Eukaryota, Metazoa, Chordata, Hyperoartia, Petromyzontiformes, Petromyzontidae. The record is from RefSeq and is a predicted model, not a curated record.
CAGCCACAUAACGGACAGUGGUGGUUUGCCGGGUCGCGCGCGCUUCUCUCAGUGCUUAGGACGAAAUGUCGACUCACUUCGUCAAAGGACCCGCUUACGGGCUCUCCGCUGAAGUGAAGAACAAGAUAGCCCAGAAAUACGACGUUCAGAAGGAGUUGGAGCUCCGUGACUGGAUAGAGGAAAUCACGGGAAUACAACUCAACGGACCCUUCCACCAGAGCCUUCGCGACGGUGUGGUGCUGUGCGAGCUGAUCAACUGCCUGCAGCCGGGCUCUGUGAAGAAAGUGAACCACUCCAAAGUCAACUGGCACCAGCUGGAGAACUUGAGCAGCUUCAUCCGCGCCAUCCAGGAGUACGGCAUGAGGCCUCACGACAUCUUCGAAGCCAACGACCUCUUUGAGAGUGGCAACAUGACCCAGGUGCAGAGCACGCUGCUCGCACUCGCAAACACGGCUAAGACUAAGGGAGUAGACACUCACUGCUGUGUAGGAGUCCGUUAUGCUGAUCGCCAGGAGCGAGAGUUCAACCCGGAGAUGCUGAAGGCCGGACAGAGCGUCAUAGGCCUCCAGAUGGGCACCAACAAGUGUGCAAGCCAGGCUGGGAUGACGGCCUACGGGACGCGUCGCCACCUCUACGACCCGCGGGGACCUUCGCAGGAGGAUCGGUGGAGGCCCGACCAGGACAACUCCAUCUCCCUGCAGAUGGGGACCAACAAGCUGGCCAGCCAGGCCGGCAUGACGUGCCCUGGCACCCGCCGCCACGUGUACGACUCCCGCCUCGGCGUGGAGCGCUCGUACGACUCGUCCACGAUCUCGCUCCAGAUGGGAACCAACCAGGUCGCCACGCAGACCGGCAUGACCGCCUACGGACUCGGUCGGCAGAUCUGCGACUUCAAAUACUGCGCUCCGCCGCCGCCCGUCCCGCCCACCGCCGCCGGUGGCGGCGGCGGUGGCGGUGUGGUGUUUAAUGGUAAUCGUGGUGGCGGCGGUGGCGGUGGUGGCGGUGGUGUCGGUGGUGUCGGUGGUGGGUUUGUGGCAGCCCAGCAAGAGGAUGAAUACGCAGAGGAGGAGGAGGAGUACUGAGG